AUGUCAGUGUGCUACGGGCCAGCAGGCAUCCCAGAGCCGUGUACAGGGUGGCAGAUCUACGACUCGUACACCACCGACCCAGUCUACCAGCGCCGCUUCACGAUUGCCUGGACGUGCACGUUCGCCCUUGCAUUCCUUGUUGUCGCCCCAUUCCUCGCCAGGGUCGUUGCGACGAACGAGUGGUACCGCAGUCUAGGAGGAUGGGCGGGACUCUUCGGCGUUCACGAGGGGAGUCAGGGAGGCUAUGAGCGACUCGAGGGCGAAGGAGGAUCGACAAGGCGACAGAGCAACCUUGUACUGCCCCGGAGCGUCCGCCGCUUCACCGUCGCCAUCUCCUCCCUAGUCUCUUCCGCCUCACGCUUCACCGUUCCCCUUCCCGCCCUCUUCAACCGUCUUCCCACGAUCCCCGGCACCGGAGCAUCCUACACGCCUUCCUGCUACCCCACGCGACCAUAUCUCCCGUUCAGCCUCGGCAAACUCUUCAGCGUCCUCCUCAUCCCCGCCUUCAUCCUGGCAACCCUCCUCCCCGAAUCGCAACUCCGCGAGAACCCGAACCGGUUCGGCUUCCUCGCCGUCGCGUGUCUUCCGCCUCUCUUCAUACUCAGCGCGAAGAACGGACCGGUCAAGUGGUUGCUCGGACGAGGAUGGACGGCGGUCAACUUCUUGCAUCGUUGGAUCGGGCGGAUGAUCGUCUUGCUCGUUCUUUUGCAUUUCUACUUCUGGACCAUUCAGUACUCUGGCGCCGACCGCACCGAGUUCCUCGCCGGCGAGAAACAGCGCCGCGGCAUUGCAGCCCUCGCCUUCCUCCUCCUCAUCACUGUCUCCUCUCUCCCGCCGAUGCGCCGCUUCUCUUACCCCAUCUUCUUCACCCUCCACUACGUCGGCCUAAUCGGCUUCCUCGUCUUCCUCAACAAGCACACCGUCUACGCCUACCCUUGGGCGAGCUGGGUCGUCGCUGCUAUUUACGUGGCGGACUUGGCAGGGCGGAUGGCGAGCAUGCGGAUUCGGUUCGUCGAGGUUGAGCCGCUGGAUGGAGGGAUGGUCAAGCUGUCGAUGCCGGGUCUGCGAGGAGGCUGGCGCGGCGGACAACACCUCUCCAUCCGGCUAUUCUUCGUCCCGCCGGCUCUGCGACACGGACCGACUGUCGGCCGCCUCAGCCGCAUCUGGCAGGACACGACGCACGCCAUCCGCUCCGCUGUCCGGCCUUUCGAAGCUCACCCGUUCAGCAUUUCCACCGCACCGCCUCACCUUGCCGCCAACUCCCUCGCCGCCGCUUCGACAGACCGCGGGAUCGAGCUCUACGCCCGCUCGUGCGGCAAGCGGACCUGGACGGACGACUUGUUCCGUUUCGCCGUGUCGUCGCGCUCGACCUCCGCCGACCCGACUCGUCGUUCGCCGGUCUACCUCCCCUGCCUCAUCGAAGGACCGUACGGCGGCCUGCCGACGUACUCCUCCCCUGCUCUCCUCGAAGACACCGAGUCCGUCCUCCUCGUCGCAGGCGGAAGCGGGAUGUCGUUCGUCCUCGGCGUUUUGGACGAACUCGUCGGCCGUCGCUUGCAAGCGAAGAAGGGCGGGAGGGUCGAUGUCGUUUGGGUUGUGAGGCAGCGCGCGCAUCUUGCGUGGUUUGCGGAGCGGUUGAGUGAGGUUUGCGAUGCGGCGAAGGAGGGAAAGAUUGGGUUGAGGGUCGUGUUGAAGGUGUUUGUGACGUGCGACGAGACUCUCACCGCGACAGUCCCGACCUCCGACUCGCCCUCCCCGACUCCUCCCCUCCCUCCUCCCGCUUCGUCAUCACCUUUGCCCCUCCCCGCCGCAACAAUCGCCUACAUCCGUCCGUCGCUCUCUUCCCUCGUCACCGAAACGAUCGACCGCGCCCUCGCACCCUGCGGCCACUGUUUCCCCGUCUGUCGAUGCGGAGAACUCGCUGCUGCACGGGGAGAAGGAGCCGGAGGGAUGUGCGCGAAUGAUGAGGAGGAAUGUGUGGGCGGGUGUGGGGGAGUUGGGAAUGCGAGGGAGUUGGUUGUCGGAGACGAGGAGAAGGACGUUGCGGAGAAGGGCGAGAAGGAGGAGGAGACGGUUGACGCGCCGAAGAGCUGUUGCUCGAAACGCAAGGAGCCCGUCCUCGCCACCGCCGACGCAGACGAGAUUCUCGAACUCCCCUCCCUCGCCGUCUCCACCGCCAACCGACCCACCUCUUCUCCCUCCUGCUGCGCUCCCUCCUCCUCACGUCCCUCUCAGCCCUCUGCCUCCUCAUGCGGUGGAUGCUGCUCGCGCACGACAGGCGGAGGGUGCUGUACCGGUACGCUCGAGGGGUCGAAGGACGCGGACGAAGACGAGAAGGAUCGCGCUGCGGGACGGCCAUUGAGGAUCCGGACGGGCGGGCUGGGGGUGAUUGUUUGUGGUCCGGGGCAUAUGGUGGCUGAGCUGCAGAACGCGGUCGCGACGAUUCCGCUCGCCAAGCAGGUUCGGAUCGGGGGUGUCGAGAUGCAUGUCGAGCAGUAUAGCGUGUAG
Rhodotorula toruloides NP11 is the source of this 2508-nucleotide messenger RNA. Its product is annotated as ferric reductase transmembrane component. NCBI's taxonomy places the organism in Eukaryota, Fungi, Basidiomycota, Microbotryomycetes, Sporidiobolales, Sporidiobolaceae. Gene Ontology annotation, cellular component: plasma membrane. The coding region runs from base 1 to 2508 and encodes 835 amino acids. The transcript is spliced from 4 exons. Gene Ontology annotation, biological process: iron ion transport; intracellular iron ion homeostasis; copper ion import. Gene Ontology annotation, molecular function: ferric-chelate reductase activity. The record is from RefSeq and is a predicted model, not a curated record.